AUGUUUCUGCCGGACAGGAGGGCUAGCAAUACCGACGACCUGGAAAUGGGCAACCAUACCAGGUCACCGUCGCUGGAAUCCGGUUCAGCCCACGACGGCAGCAGCUUCAGCAGCAGCAGGUACGGCAAGAACAACCGCGGCGGCGACGGCCGUGCCAGACACCACCGCACCCCGAGCUCCGCGGGCAACGUGGAGAGCACCCGCAGAGAACGCUCGACCCGUCGUGCCACCGACGGCGACGGCAGUGGCCGCGGCGCGCCCGGCCACGGCAGACGGCGCAGCGGCAGCCACGGCAGCCGCGGCAGCCGCGGCGGCGGCGGUGGCGGCGGUGUCGGUGGCGGCAGCCGGAGCUCCAGCCGGAGCUCCAGCCCGGACGGCGGCGACCGGAGCGGCCAAAAACACCGCCGCGGUGGCGACGGCAGCGGCAGCAGUCGGGCCAGAACCCUCGGAGCCGACACCGACAAUGACGCGGGAGGACUGCUGGAGGGAAGCAGCUACUCCGGCAUGUCCGGGAUGGUUGUCGUCGACCGCAACAACAACGACCGCGGCGCGUCCUCGAGAAACAUCGGCGGCGCCGGGAAGAGCGCGAGUGGCCGCUCAGUGGGCGGCGGAGGCGGGCUUGGUGCCGAUGGAGGUGGUAGCGGCAUGGGCGGGGGGGGGCAGGAGCCCGCGGUGCAGAGGAACGGGUGCAUGAAAACGUCGACGGCGUUGAAGCUGAUCACCCUGGCGAUCGCGCUCCUCAACGUCGUGGCUCUGUGGGGGUGGCAUUACGAUACGCGGGCGGGGAGGCUGUGCUCGAUCAGGAGCCGGCGAGCGUGCGUGUCGUCCGGCCCCGAGAUGGCCCUGAUUUCGGUCGCGAGGCUGACAGCCGGGGCGCUGUUCCCGAGCAUCUUCUUCUGCGUGCUCUCCAAGUGCUACGCCACGCGCUACCUCUUGCACCACAGCUGGCUGACCUUUAUCAUCGACUUCGAGCCUUCGCACAAGCUCCACACCUACUUCGGAGUGCUGAUUCUGCUCUGCAGUGUCGUCCACAGCGUGUGUCACAUCGCGGUCGGCGCCCUGCAACGCCGCGCGGACCACGCCUUCAAAGACGAGAUAAACCGCUCGGGCCUGGUGGCUGUGCUGCUGCUCUUGCCGAUAGCCCUGCCCAUGACCAUGCGGUUGGCUAAAACAAAACUCACGUUCGAGGCGAGGAAGUACCUGCACCUGCUGUUCAUCCCGUUCAUGAUUGCCGUCUGCUUCCACGGGAGGGCGCUCCAGAUCCUGGGCGCCAUCCUCCUCGCGUGGUACCUGCUGGACCGCUUGUACUUCACUACCAAGAUGACUUUCCUUCUGAGCUCGCCGGUUUACAAGCCGGUCGGGAGGGGCACUCUUGUCCGGUUCGAGCUUCCUCCCGGGUACCAGUACAAGCCCGGCGCGUACGUCCAGGUGAAUUGCCCGGCGAUAAGCGUGUCCGAGUGGCACCCCUUCUCCCUCUUCCCGGUGCCGGGGUCCCGCCCAAGAGCGGGUUUCCACGUGGAGGCGGUGGGCGACUGGACGAAUGAGAUGUUCCGGUUCUGCCUCGAGAACCCGCAAAUGCCGCUGUGGAUCACGGCCGCGCAGCCCAGCGUGGUGGAGAAGACCAUGUACUUCGACAACGAACCGAGCAUAUCGGAGGCAAUCGAGCUUGAACCAGUGUUCCAGAAGAAAAAGAACAUCCACCUCCUGUGGUGCUGCCGCGACGCGGGGAUGGUCGCCAUGUUUGAGAAACAGUUGCGCCGCGUCAAGAGCACCGUCUACCUGACCGGGAAACCGACGAAUAAGACGAAGAAGCGGAUGGUGGACCUCCUCGCGCCGUCGAGGAGCGACGUCGUGGCCGCCAACGCGGGCACCUCCACCUCCAGAUCGUCUUCAUUGCGCGGGGACCCCGCGUGCGCUCUCGAGGACGGGCGCGGCGGCGGCGGCGGCGGCGGCGGGCCAGAGGUCUCGAACCUCAACGCAGACCUGGACGACUAUCUGGGAGUGCUGAAGGACGACUUCGAGGGCAGCGGCAGGACGGAGCGCGGUUCGUUGGACAGGGAUGACGACGGCGGAGACGGGUCGGUGAUGGGGUACUCCGCCUGGGGGGGCGAUUCCAUCCUGGGGGGAGGGGAAGGGUCCGCGCUGGGGGUUUCUUCUGCGCACGGAGGGAGCGCUCUGGGGGGGAUGGGGCGCACCGAGGCUGCCGCCGCUCGGAGAGAGGAAGAAGAGGAACGAACAGCAGCGUCGAAAAAGCGACACCGCGGCCAACCGUCCGCCGGCCAGCUGCAGCGCGCGCGCGGGUACCACCCGGUAUCGCUAAACUUCGGGAGGCCCGACAUCGCAGCGUUCAUCACGGGCACCGUCAGGGGCACCGCCGUCGUGGCCCAGUGGGCGCCCCCCGUCGAUUCGCGGCCGCCGGCGCCUUCGUCUUCGUCGCCACGGCAACAGCCCACCGCCGGCGGGUUGCGACAGAUGCUGACGAGGCUGAACACCGGGCAACGCAUCUCGAAGAGGGACCUGAUGGAAGCCGACCUCACCGUAGUGGACUCCAGCCUUGCCAAGUCGAAGAAGCCGUCUUCCGUGUCCGGUGUAACCGGGUUCGAUAUGCCGAAUUCGGACAUCCCCAACAAUGGGUCCGUCGGCUGUGUGGACGAGAAGAGUUGGCUGGUGUUGUACUGCGGCGCCAACGGCAAGGUCGAGCAGGCUGUGCAAACAGCGAGUGAGGGGCUCAACGUGGCAUGGCGAAAGGAGUACUUCUCCAAGUGGUGA
Molecule: messenger RNA, 2769 nt
Organism: Ectocarpus siliculosus
Lineage: Eukaryota; Phaeophyceae; Ectocarpales; Ectocarpaceae
Source: the annotation of a GenBank genome assembly